This is a messenger RNA of Pimephales promelas (fathead minnow), 1196 nucleotides long. The record is from RefSeq and is a predicted model, not a curated record. Lineage: Eukaryota; Metazoa; Chordata; Actinopteri; Cypriniformes; Leuciscidae.
UGAACGCUCAUCCAAAGAAAAUGUUUGACAUGUUGAUAUUCUGUUUGUGCUCGUGGAGUCUGAGUGGAGUGUCUGGUGUUGAUGAAGUGAAGUCAGUGUCAGUGACUGAGGGAGAAUCUGUCACUCUAAACACUGAUACUGAAAUACAGACAGAUGAACUGAUAGCCUGGAGAACUGGACACAACAAUCUCAUAGCUAAAAUCAAAGGAAAUAACUUCGAGAGAUUCAGAGACAGACUGACACUGAAUGAGAAGACUGGAUCUCUGACCAUCACAAACACCAGAACCACAGACUCUGGACUUUAUAAAGUCACCGGCAGCAGAUCAAAGACACCGCUCAACAUAUUCAAUCUUACCGUCUAUGCUCGUCUGCCAGUUCCUGUCAUCAGCAGAGACUGUUCCGUCCUCAGACUGUCCCCAAAUUGUUCAGUGGUGUGUUCAUCAGUGUUGAGUGUGUGUGAUGCGACUCUGUCCUGGUACGCAGGAAUGAGUGUAUUGUCCAGCAUCAGUGUGUGUGAUCUCAGCAUCAGUCUCUCUCUACCUCUGGAGGUGGAAUAUCAGGAUAACAACACUUACAGCUGUGUGCUGAACAAUCCUGUCAGCAACCAGACCACACAUCUGGACAUCAACACACUCUGCCACACAUGUGCAGGUGAUCAAGAGAAUCAGGGAAAUGCGCCAUUCAGUGCUCCUCAUAGCCCCGCGAUGGGAAAACCAGACUUGGUUCCCAGAGCUAACACGGCUGUCACAGACAGCCCCAUGGCCUGUCCCGCCUGUCCCGAGCUUGUCCCGCUCAAGCUUGCGGCUCGAUCUGGCAUCCCCAUCCUGAGUGCUGGUCUCUGCAUGUAUGGGUGUGGGGUCCUGCGGCUGCUCAGUUUCCUUGAAGAGCUGCUGGACAGGGGUAGAUCCCCAUCCACGCUCAAAGUCUAUGUGGCGGCCGUCGCAGCAUUCUCAGAAUCAAUGCACGGUCUGUCAAUAGGCAGGGACGAGCUUAUCAUCUGCUUCCUCAGAGGAGCCAGAAGGAUGAAUCCUCCGCGCCCCCCUUCAGUUCCUAUGUGGGAUCUUUCUUUGGUCCUAGAGGCCCUGAAAGCAUUCCCCUUUGAAACCCUAGACUCGGCGGACCUGAAAUACCGGUCACUCAAAACCGUUUUCAAAAAGUCUGCAGUGCCCUCUGGGCAUCAGGGCUCACUCCACUAG